Messenger RNA from Colletotrichum tamarilloi, 1275 nucleotides. RefSeq lists its product as uncharacterized. Gene Ontology annotation, biological process: macroautophagy. Bases 1 to 1275 code for a protein of 424 amino acids. Lineage: Eukaryota; Fungi; Ascomycota; Sordariomycetes; Glomerellales; Glomerellaceae. The transcript is spliced from 3 exons. Gene Ontology annotation, cellular component: fungal-type vacuole membrane. The record is from RefSeq and is a predicted model, not a curated record.
AUGCGCCUUUCAAUCCUUUCCGCUUUCCUCAUGGCUGGUGUCUCAAUGGCCCAGGGAGACAUCGCUGCGCUCCUCGCCUCUCAGCCCGAUCUCAGCACGCUGCUGGAACUCGUCAGUCUCGUACCCGGACUUGCAGAUACUCUCGCCUCAUCCUCCAACAUCACAAUCGUGGCUCCCACGAACCAAGCGUUUGCCAACGUGCCCCGCGAUGUCCCUGAAGGCGAAGCCAUCGAGUACCGCAACAACACCAUUGCCAUCGGGGCACUCCUUGCAAACCACGUAUUCAAAGGGGUGUAUCCGUCCAACGUGAUCACCGAUGUUCCAACCUUCGCCCAGACCUUGCUCGAUAUCUCAUACAUCGACUACAGACAGCCUUUCUCCAACUUCACUGGCGGUGCGUACAACGGACUUGUGAAGAAUGGAGAGGAUGUUUGUAUCUUGUCUGGAGAGCAGACCAUUUCUACUGUCACUCAGGCUGACAUCAAACUUGGAGAGGGUAUCACGAUCCACAAAAUCGACACUGUCCUCUCAUUCGGCGCUCCCUUCCAGCUCUUCACCUUCCGAGCGGGCUACCUCGCCAUGAACGCGGCGUUGGAAGCCGCGCACCUGAACUUCGCAUUCGGUGAGACUGGAGCCGACGAGCAGGGCCUGAACAUCUCUGACUACACCAUCUUUGUGCCUACCGACGAGGCCUUCAAGUCAAUUGGCUCUGUGCUUGAGACCGCUAGCCUUGAGACGCUUCAGGAGGUUCUUCGCUACCACAUCAUUCCCAACAAUGUCAUCUUCUCGCCGUCCCUGGGCAAUGUCACCGUUACAUCUCUUCAAGGAACCAACCUCACUUUCACGGUUUUGCCCGAUGGUUCAGCCUGGGUCAACAACGCAAGAAUCACCUUCCCCAACACAAUUCUGUUCAACGGUGUCGCCCACGUCAUUGAUAGUGUUUUGAGCCCUGGAAACUUCGACAGGUCUUCCCUGAAGCCGGCAUCGCCGGCAUCUGAGCGAGUUGCCUUCUCCGGCGCAUCCUCAGUUUCAAGCCUGCCCUUCACGAGUGUCUCCUUCGCGACGGACAUGAUGGCCUUCACAGCGACACCCAGUCUGCUUAAGACAGUUGCUGCCGUCGCUACCGCUACCGCUACUGGUGCUGCCAGUGCCAGUGCCACCGCCACGACUUCUGGCAGGCCCACUACGGUGCCAACCAACGGCGGUAGCAACUUGUUCCCCGGCAUGAUCUUGGCCCUUUCUGUCGCUAUCGGAUUUGCCGCAUUCCUCAUUUAA